AUGGUCAGGUUGGUGAGGAAUCCACCUCGGCAUGCCAAGUUCAUGGUCAGGUUGGAAAAAAGCUCAUCUCGCCAUGCUAAGCUCAUGGUCAGGUUGGCAAAGAGCCCACCUCAACUCACCAAGGUCAUGAUCAGGUUGGCGAGGAACCGACCUCAACUUACCAAGCUCAUGGUCAAGUUGGCCACCUCACCAUGCCAAGCUCAUUAUCAGGUUGGCGAAGCACAGACCUGA
Messenger RNA from Prunus armeniaca (apricot), 231 nucleotides. NCBI's taxonomy places the organism in Eukaryota, Viridiplantae, Streptophyta, Magnoliopsida, Rosales, Rosaceae. The record is from the annotation of a GenBank genome assembly.